Echinops telfairi (small Madagascar hedgehog) is the source of this 456-nucleotide messenger RNA. RefSeq names its product eukaryotic translation initiation factor 1-like. Lineage: Eukaryota; Metazoa; Chordata; Mammalia; Afrosoricida; Tenrecidae. The transcript has 2 exons. Bases 1 to 456 code for a protein of 151 amino acids. The record is from RefSeq and is a predicted model, not a curated record. Gene Ontology annotation, cellular component: eukaryotic 43S preinitiation complex. Gene Ontology annotation, biological process: translational initiation. Gene Ontology annotation, molecular function: RNA binding; ribosomal small subunit binding; translation initiation factor activity.
AUGAAUCACCCAGAAGGAGAGCUAGACCAACCAGAGCCUUUCUCUCAGGACCUUCGUGCCAACGUGCAGAAGGAGAUUGCCUUUUCCACCGAGGGAAAGGAAUCCUAUUGUAGGCCCACAAUCCAGAACCUCUGCUCUUUCCACCCCUUUGCUGAUGAUGCAAGUAAGGGGGAUGACCUGCUGCCUGCCGGGACAGAGGAUUGUAUCCAUAUAAGAAUUCAGCAGCGCAACGGCAGGAAGACCCUUACUACUGUCCAAGGGAUCGCUGAUGAUGAUGACAAAAAGAAACUAGGGAAGGCGUUUAAGAAGAAGUUUGCCUGCAAUGGCACUGUGAUGGAGCAUCCAGAAUAUGGAGCAGUGAUUCAGCUGCAAGGUGACCAGUGCUGGCACAUAGGACAGCUCCUUGUAGAGAUUGGCCUGCCUAAGGACGGCCAGCUGAAGGGUCAUGGGUUUUAA